AGUGAGUGAGCGAACUAGUUGUUGGCUAGCACCCUAGCAACUCUACUUAGCCUCCCUUUCCGAAACAUUUGAACACGCUCCCAUUUCUCGCCAAAGACCCACUUGACGUUCGCCAUGAAAGGGGACCACCGUUAAAGAGGCUUGUCCGUCCCCCGAAACUGUCAAAGAAGACCAGGGAGCCUCGAGAAAUUAUACAUUAGCCUCUAGUCACUGGGGAAAAGUCCGGCUACAUCUUACAGAAUAGUAUUUUUUAUUUUAUUAUUUUCUUUUUUUUUUUGGUGAGACGUCGCUUUCUAACAUCCUGGGAAGGAAAGCUGUGAGAUUUUUUUCGUAAGGAGUGGAUGCGGAAGAAGGCUAUGAGGCGAGAUGGAAGGCUAAAGCUAACUGGACGCUGUGCUGGGAUUCAAAUAUGAGUGUUUUUUCUCACACACGCUGUUUUGCCAAUGUGCUACCAAGUCACUCACCUGAAUACCCUUCAAGGAUUAGGCUCGAGUCAAGCGGCAUCAUCUGUGCGGGGAGGAAGCACACAGCGGUGCCAGGAUGUGCAAGGACUCCUGACCUUAACUGAAGUGUGCACAUACCCAAGGCUUAGAAGUGUUGUUCCCCAUGAGACAGUCUCGCUUGAUUUGUCAUCCCCAAUGGAAGUGGCAUCAUAGACACGCGACACUGUGGCUCUAACUCCGCAGUUUUCUGAGCGGCCUUGUUGGAGUGGCUCUUUCAGCUGCGGGUUCCCCCUGAAGGUGGAGAGAUGGGCUCUCAGGCACUUCAGAUAUUACGACAGGGUGUGUGGGCCUCGCUCACCGGAGGGUGGUAUGUGGACCCCCAUCAGAGCACCUUCUCCAACUGCUUCCAUCUCUACCUGUGGAUAUUUCUGCUGGCCUUCCCCUUUCUGCUGUACAUGGCUUUCCCUGCCAGCUUGGUGAUAGCAGGUUUGUACUCCGCUGUGGUGGCCAUCUUUUUCACCACCAUCAAAGUGGUGAACUACCGGCUCCACGCCAUGUUCGACCUCGGGGAGCUUGUCGAUAAGAAAAAGGCCUCACUCACAGCCGAAGUUCCAAAGACUGAGGAAGUUGAGGAAGCUUCAGGUGGCCAUGAUGGGAGUCAACCCAGGGAUAUUCAUGCUGGUGUGGAGAUGACCGUGUUUCGGAAGGUCAACUCUACGCCUCCAGUGAGAUGCAGCUCUCAGCACUCACUGUUUGGGCUCAACCAGGUGUCGGAGUUCUUGCCCCAACUUGAGGAUUCAGGGGGAACAAAGGAUAUCAAGGAGUUAAUGCGAGAACAGGGAAGCAAUAAUGUGAUCGUUACCUCUGCUCAUCGUGAAAUGCUGCGGCAGAGUUCUCAGGACACCAUCAGGGCUCCGAGCGUGGUCCAGUCCUGUAUUGCUGCUGCUCUGGGAGGUAAUUUCCCAGGUCUCAUUGGACUCCCUGGUGUGGCGUCUGGAUUUGGAGAACCAGGAGAAUAUCUGUCUGUACCACCUUCCCCUUCGAGUCAAGACGAUGGAGAGAAAGAGCCGUUGCAUGAUGUCGAGGUGCCUCAAAAGAUUCCAGAGGACAGUGGGUUAGCUUAUUCUCCCCUAGGGCCAUCUGGUGAGUCUGAAAGUCUUGGAGAUACCCCCCUUAGUCCUCUUAUAAAGAGUAGCUUGAGUGAAGAGCUGAGUGAAAAUCUCUUAGGGCUGGGCCUCGACCCAGUGGUGUUUGUGCCUGGGACUGAGUACCCGGGCUGUCGUAGUGGGGUGGCAUUAACUGCUGGAUCCACGGACAGCUGUUUCAGUGGUGGUGGUGCCGCCACUGAUCGCGAGACGCUGAGUACUGUUAGCAGCUACCGCAGUGAAAAGACAGACUCCACUCAGCUUGAAAGUCCAUCAUUCACCCAACCGAAGCUCGCAGAUGGACCAGUAUCAACUACGGUGCUAACGGCGGGUGCCAAGAUGCCCACAGACGCAGAGGUUCAAGUAGGACAGGAUGGCAGUGAUACGGAUAACCUGUCAGACAGCGUGUUACUGCGUUCCCCCUCCAAAGAUAUCUUCCCCAGCCAGGCGCUCGACAGGACACUUGUUGAAGGAGACGAUUUACCGUCUGACAUGAUUGCACAACCCCCCACUUUCCACAACUCUUCCCCCUCAAGUAGCGGCCUCUCAGAUGUUUGUGAUUUAGACAGAGCCGCCCCGGUUCCCCCCCUACCUCCGCCUCGGCAGGCCACUUCUGUGCCCUCAGGGCUGGCCCUGGGUUCAGUGUGCUCAGAGCCCUCUUUGCCCAUAUCCUCAAUCCCAUUCCUGCUGUCUGAUCAAGCUGCCCAGCAGGUCGUGCGGCCCAAAGACUUGAAGCUACUGCGGGCCAGUGGCAGUAGUGUGGGCCAUAAGCCGGGCCGACGGAAAGCUCUGCGAAGGCGAGCCGGAGCAGGAAGUUUUGAUUGCGGCUCUUACAGGCGUCACCACAAUCAUAGACAACACAGAGAUUACAUCCCGGUGCGUAACAAGCUCGGCGCCAAGGCCUACAGUGAAAGUCUCUUUGAGGAUUCCAGCGAUGAGGAUGACUGCAGCGACAUGAGCGCUGCAUCCAGUCUAGGGUCUCAGCGCCGCUAUAGCUCAGAUGAAGAUGACUCCAGUUCCUCUACCUCCUGCUACUCCCCAGAACUCACUAAUGCUGGCGCUGCAUUACAGCUCCCUCCGGCUGCUCAGUCUCCUACUUCCCGGGAAGGGGAUUUAACGGAACCUGCUGGCCCCUCACAUUCUCGUGCUGCUCAGCGCUCAUCGAGCACAGCCAGCGCAAAGACGCACGCCAGGGUGCUCAGUAUGGAUGGCGGGGGUUCAAGUCAGAACAGCACAGCAGCGCUACCUUCUGCUCUGCAUACAAUGCCCUCCACUUCCACCCCUGUGCCUCGCACCCUCACCAUCUCCAAGUCUGACUUGGAAGCUCGCACCAUCCACAUCGAUUGCUUCCCAGUGUCUCUUCCUCAUCGACUUGAUUCUCUCGGAGGCUCUUGGACUGGCAACCAGAUGGGCUGGCGAGCGGGAGAGUUGACCGAAGAGGGGGCUGUGGGAGGAGCGCUGGCUCUAGAGGAUGGCGGCAAGCACGAGUCAGUCAGCAGCGUUAAGAGGACCCAGGCCAUCCGCAGGAGACACAAUGCAGGGACAAACCCGACACCCCCACCCUCCACCAUGGGGUCCCCUCCUAGCCUCCAGGACCUUCAAAGGGCUCGGACCUCCUCCCACUCGCGGACCCGCACCCUUCCCUCUGCCUUACAGUUUGCCUCGUCACUUCUGCUCCCGCGCAGCGGCAUCCAUGAAGCCUCUACCUUCGAUGACACAUCUGAGGGGGCUGUUCACUACUUUUUUGAUGAGAGCGGAGUGAAGAGGUCCUACACAUUUGGGCCUGGUGGAGGAGGUUAUGAGGACCCAGUUCAAGAAAGGGAAAGGCAGUCCCAGUCCUCAAGCUUCACCUCCACAGAGGUCCAGGAAGGAGCACCAGUCCUGUCCAUGCUGCAGCCCAGACCAGUUGUCCUCCAGGGCAUGCAGGUGCGCAGAGUGCCAUUGGAAAUGCCUGAGUUUGACCUAGAUCACGAGUCUCUGCAGGAGUCUCAAGAGAACACGCUGAUGAUCGAGGAGAAGGCUAAACCCAAACAAUACUAUCGCUUUUGGGUCCUGCCUGGGAAGUGGCUCAGGGUCCGCUAUGAUCGAUUAGCGCUUCUGGCCUUGUUGGACAGGAACCGACGUGUGGGAGAAAAUGUGUUUGCUGUGGUGCUGGCCAGUCUGGUGGCCUUUCUGGGGUUUCAACUGUUGCUCCAGGGCUUUUUCAGGGACAUCUGGGUCUUCCAGUUCUGCCUGGUCAUUGCAAGUUGCCAAUACUCCUUACUGAAGAGUGUACAACCAGAUGCAGCCUCUCCCAUGCAUGGUCAUAACUGGAUCAUCGUGUACAGCCGGCCUGUUUACUUCUGCUUGUGCUGCGUGAUGAUCUGGAUCUUUGAUUUCUCUGGGCGCUCCAGCAGCCUGCAACCAUUCUCACUCUACGGCGUCACCUUCUUUUCUGCUCACUUCCUGCUAUGUAUCAGAGAUAUGCUCCUGGUGUUUUCCCUGUGUUUCCCGGUCAUCUUCCUGUUUGGCUUGCUACCUCAGGUCAAUACCUUUGUCAUGUGUCUGUUGGAGCAGAUCGACAUGCACGUUUUCGGUGGAACGGCCACCACCAGUCCCCUCUCGUCUCUAUUCAGCCUCAUACGCAGUGUGUUCGUGGCCGCUCUGCUCUAUGGAUUUUGCCUCGGUGCCAUAAAUGCACCGUGGGCGGACGCCCAUGUGCCAGUACUGUUCUCUGUAUUUUGCGGCCUACUACUCGCCUUGUCCUACCACCUGAGUCGCCAAAGCAGCGAUCCCACCAUCCUGUGGUCAUUGGUUCGAUCGAAAUUAUUACCUGAGCUGGAGAACCGCAGGCCUGAAGAACCCCCUGUGGAGAUCAAGGAUCCUCUUCCAGAAAAGCUGCAUAACUCUGUGAAAGAGAUUCUUCAAUCAGACCUCGUCAUCUGUCCCCUCAUGGCUGUGAUCACGUUCGCCAUCAGUGCCAGCACGGUUUUCAUUGCACUACAGCCUGCACUCAGCUUUGUCUUGUACAUCCUGGCGGGAGUUGUCGGCUUUAUUACUCACUAUCUCUUGCCGCAGCUCCGCAAACAGCUUCCUUGGUUCUGCCUGGCUCACCCUGUACUCCGAUCCAAAGAAUACAGUCAGUUUGAAGUCCGAGAUGCUGCUCAGCUGAUGUGGUUCGAGAAACUGUAUACGUGGCUUCAAUGUGUGGAGAAGUACUUCAUUUAUCCAGCGGUCGUGCUCAACUCCCUCACGACGGAAGCACGCGCCGUUGGGCAGAACCAUAAAGAGCUGGACAUCUAUAGCCGGGCGCUCUUCAUCUCAGUAGCUGGCAUGAAGCUUCUGCGUUCGUCCUUCUGCGCUCCGUCGCAGCAGUAUGUCACACUGUGCUUCACCACGCUCUUCUUCCAAUUCGACUACCCACACUUCUCAGAGACCUUCCUGAUUGACUACUACUUCAUGUCCAUUCUUUUCAGCAAGAUGUGGGACCUGCUCUAUAAGUUACGCUUCGUGUUGACUUACAUCGCCCCCUGGCAGAUCACAUGGGGCUCUGCUUUCCACGCCUUCGCUCAGCCCUUUGCUGUGCCACACUCUGCUGUGCUAUUUGUGCAGGCCAUAUUUUCAGCUAUCUUUUCUACCCCUCUCAAUCCAGUGCUAGGCAGCGCUGUGUUUGUUACCUCAUACACCAGACCUGUUAAGUUCUGGGAGCGGGACUACAACACCAAGCGAGUUGACCACUCCAACACCAGACUUGCCACUCAGCUGGACCGUAACCCAGGCGCCGACGACAACAACCUGAACUCCAUCUUCUACGAGCACCUGACACGUUCGCUGCAGCACAGCCUGUGUGGAGAUCUGCUGCUCGGCCGCUGGGGCAACUACAACACCGGCGACUGCUUCAUCCUCGCCUCUGACUACCUCAACGCGCUGGUGCACAUCAUCGAGAUCGGCAAUGGCCUGGUCACCUUCCAGCUGAGGGGUCUGGAGUUCAGAGGCACCUACUGUCAGCAGAGGGAAGUAGAGGCCAUCACAGAAGGUGUGGAGGAGGACGAGGGCUGCUGCUGCUGCGAGCCAGGUCACCUGCCUCACAUGCUGUCGUUCAACGCCGCUUUCGGACAGCGCUGGCUCGCCUGGGAGGUGGCGGCCACCAAGUAUGUGCUGGAAGGUUACAGCAUCAGUGACAACAACGCCGCCUCCAUGCUGCAAGUGUUUGACCUCCGCAAGAUUCUCAUCACGUACUAUGUCAAGAGCAUCAUUUACUACGUGAGCCGUUCACCCAAGCUGGAGGAGUGGUUGGCUAACGAGACGAUCCAGGAGGCACUGCGACCUUGUCUCGGAGCCAACUACGUCGACAGCGACCCCACCUUCAACUUGAACAUUGACGAGGACUACGACCACAGGGCCUCCGGCAUCACGCCCUCCUCAUUCUGCAUGAUUUAUGUGGACUGGAUUCAGUAUUGCAACAGCAGGCGUCAAACGCCUGUAACAAGUGAUCGAGAUUCUCCUCUAGUCAGUCUUUGUUUAGGGUUGUGUAUUCUAGGAAGAAGAGCCCUGGGCACUGCCUCCCACAGCAUGUCUGCAAGCUUGGAGCCGUUUCUCUACGGCCUCCAUGCACUCUUCAAGGGAGACUUUCGCAUCACAUCGCCACGGGACGAGUGGGUCUUUGCAGAUAUGGACCUGUUGAAUCGAGUUGUGGCGCCCGGAGUGCGGAUGUCCCUCAAGUUGCAUCAGGACCACUUUACAUCCCCGGAUGAGUAUGAGGACCCUGCGGUGCUCUAUGACGCCAUCACCGCCAACGAGGAGAAGAUGUUGAUAUCGCACGAGGGCGACCCUGUUUGGCGCAGUGCCAUCCUCGCAAACAUGCCCUCGCUGCUGGCUCUGCGUCACAUCAUGGAUGACGGUAGCGACGAGUAUAAGAUCAUCAUGUUGAACAAAAGGUUCCUCAGCUUCCGGGUCAUCAAGGUGAACCGAGAGUGUGUGCGUGGGCUGUGGGCCGGGCAACAGCAAGAGCUGGUCUUCCUGCGCAACCGCAACCCUGAGCGUGGCAGCAUUCAGAACGCCAAGCAGGCCCUAAGGAAUAUGAUCAACUCAUCGUGCGACCAGCCCAUUGGGUACCCCAUCUACGUGUCCCCCCUCACCACAUCGUAUGCGGGUGGGCACAGUCAGCUCCGCUCUGUGUGGGGGGGACCUGUCAGCCCACACAACAUCUACAACUGGCUCAUCAGUAGCUGGGACAGGAUGCAGAAAGGAUGCGGCGCUGGUUGCAACAGCGGAGGAAACAUUGAGGAUUCGGACUGCGGCGGCGGUUCCGCCUCCAUCACGACAAACGUCGCCAUCCACACCACCCAGAGCACACCAGCCUCCAGCCUUCCCCAGCCACACAUCCCCACCAUGCAGCACUCGUUGGGUACGGACAACCCAGUCGGUCCAACCCUGAACUGGCCUCACCACCCCCAGCCACUCCCACUGGCUCUGCUCAGCCAAUCAGAGGGCAGGAUGGAAGCGGGACUGCUCUCGUCCCUCCAGCGUACAUCCUCCAUCCAAGGCUUGCUGGGUCAGCAGCUGUCCAGCUCGCAGCUCUCCUUCAGCGGGUCAGUGGUGCCGCCCCCUCUGCCGGUGCCCGAGCACUUCUGCCCCUCCAGCUUCCUGGAGAACUCGAGCCACAGGGCGGGCCAGCGGGCUGGCCUCGCCCAGGGCAACGUGCUCCACUUCGAGAGCCAUUUCGGGAAGUGGAGUUUUUCAGGCAGAAAGGGCUUUAACGGUUCGGCGGCGGCCGAGGGUGAUGGAGGAAUCGUCCACGCUAUACGCACGCAGCCCCUGCCCCCUGGCCCUCCACAAGAGGCCAGUCCCACACAAGACCCGCUGGGAGCGACACGGGUGAUGGAUUCCCGCCCGCUGCCGGCAGGGGACGCCCCCGCACCACCUGACGAAUCCACCGAGUUGCCUUUACUCGAGCACUUGCGCUGAUGAUUGACAAGCCCGACACCCCCCGCCCAAAAAAAGUCUUCAGGACUCAUUCCAUUAAUUUUUAUUCCACAUAGAUCCACAACACACGGAAAUAUCCACUCCCUCCUUUGCAGUCUGACAGCAUGUUGCACGUCGACUCAGGAUGUUACUCCCAAAGUCAUCUUCAUGAGGAUCUUAUCUCGGGUCAGAGGCAUAGUGUGCGUUUGCGUGUGUGUUUACGUAUGUGAAUGUGAGAGUGAGUGUGCUAACAGGCCAGGAAGGCCAGUGCAAUUAUAAGGGAUCUUUUUCUUUCCUUUGCUCAACGAUUGUUUAUUUUUAUGAACUGGAACAUGGAGGAUCAGCUUUGACUGCGUGGAUACCACAAGAAGCCUUGUUCGGUUUUUCUCUCGACUCAAAAGCCCUUCUCCCACCCGCGUUCAGUCCGGAGAAAUACAACAAACUCUUAAACCAACUGAAAAUUCACCCCCGGCCCACGCGUGGUGCUCGGACCGAUUGUUUACAGCCUCGAGUCCAAUCUGAGCAAAUGUGUUGAUCACAAACCUGGCAGCAAAGCUUUUUUUUUUUUUUUUUUUUUUAAUUUUUUUUCUUCUAUUUGGAGGAUGUUUUUUUUUUUUUUUUUUUUUUCUUCUUCUUCUUUACUUGAAAAUUGUGGUGAGGCACUCUGUUUUGGCGCCAAGCAAGUCAAUCGGAGACACCCACCCGCAUCACAUCCAACAAGGAGGAUGGGGGCGAGGGGGUCUGCUUCCUUGUCACGCCUACUCGACUACUGCUUCUGCAUCUCUUCGCUACUACUAACUAGUAAAGUCACUACUACUACUGCUUGAAUCCAGCGUUUUAGUUGGAACUAAAGGAUUAAAAACGAAAACAAAGGAUGAAUAUUUAUUGGAGGAAUGCGGUCUUACAUAAUGGGAUUUGUUUGUAUCGUGCUGAUGUUGAAUUGGCAAUUUACUUUUUUGUUUUUUUUUGUCCACCCCUCCUCUUCAAACCAGUAUUGCAAUUGUGUCAUCUCAACAGGGGCUCCUGUGUGUGGAUGUAACUGGAAGUACACAGAGAAGUCGCUUUAAGUUGGUUUCCUUUCCUCUCCUGCACUCUUGGCCGCUUUGGUUUGACCACAGUGAUCAGAUAAUGCAGUAGAACACAAAUGACAGAAUACAAAAUAUGACCAAAAUAAAAUGCUCUAUAAAAAUGGUACAGUAUUCCUUGGUAGGAAAGUACAUCGUUUGGUGGCCCGCUAAAAUUCUCCUAUUAGGGCAACGCGGUGAAUGUGUGGUUAGCACAUCCGCCAUACAGUGCUAAGGUUGGGGGUUUGAAUUCGGCCUCUGGCUUUCCUGUGUGGAGUUAGCAUGUUCUUCCCAUGCUUGCGUGGAUUUUCUUCAGGUAGUCCGGCUCCCUCCCACAUUCCAAAAACAUGCAUGUUAGGUUCGUUGAAGACUAAAUUGUCCUUAGGUGGGUAAUAUGAGUGGGAAUAAUUGGGAAAUGGUGUGUACCCUGCGAUUGGCUAGCAACCAAUCUGGGGUGUACUCUCGCUGCCUCUGGCCCAAAGUCAGCUGGGAUAGGUUCCAGUUCACCCAUGUACCUGGAUAAGCGGUAUUGAAGGAUGGAUGAACAUUCUGCUAAAAUCCCAAAUAGCUGAAAUAUUGCAGGCACUAACGCUCCUGCUAAAAUCACAAAAAGAUGGAAUGUUGAAAGCCCACAUACUGCUGCUAAAAUCCCAAGUAGCCCUCUCCACAUCUUUUCUUUUUGUGAAAUAACAGCUGCCAGUAAAACCUUUUCUUUUCUUUCUUUUUUACUUUGCUCUGAGAAAGCAAAGCACAAGACGGCGGUCAGAGCUGGGUGUCAGUUGAAAUAAGAAGGGAUUUCUCUCUGCAACUAUGUACAGCAUGUUUCAUACAUAAAAAAAAUAUAUAUAAAUAUAAACCUAUUUUAUUAUGAUUGGAAAUUCUGGGUUAUUUACCGUUAAGACACUAAAACUGUUUAAAAUAAGCGAGGGGGCAAAGCUUCACAUUUGAAAUGUGCAAUUUGGUUCUGUUGCUUUUGGAUGUUUUUCACCCCAUCCCACCAUCUGCUUUUUUUUUUCCCCCCUGAAAGGCGAGUCUUAUUUAAGUCAAUGUUAAAUGUUCUGUACAGUUUUUUUAGUGAUUUUUUUCCCCCCCUUCUAUUUAAAUUAAAGGUUUCUGUCUUUGUUUGCAA
Molecule: messenger RNA, 9724 nt
Organism: Phycodurus eques (leafy seadragon)
Lineage: Eukaryota; Metazoa; Chordata; Actinopteri; Syngnathiformes; Syngnathidae
Product: pecanex-like protein 1
Exons: 36
Coding region: 749-7534 (2261 amino acids)
Cellular component (GO): membrane
Source: RefSeq, a predicted model, not a curated record